Molecule: messenger RNA, 1163 nt
Organism: Anoplopoma fimbria (sablefish)
Lineage: Eukaryota; Metazoa; Chordata; Actinopteri; Perciformes; Anoplopomatidae
Product: mesenteric estrogen-dependent adipogenesis protein-like
Exons: 6
Coding region: 179-817 (212 amino acids)
Source: RefSeq, a predicted model, not a curated record
CUGUUUCACGUCUGAAAUCAGCCUCUUUGCAUGGCUAGCUGGAGGAAAUGGUUAGCUACAUUCCCAUACUGGCAGAACUCUGUCUGACUCCAGUAAAUGUUAGUGCAGAGCUACAGCGACCUCUAGCGCUGCAGGGCUCUGAGGCAGACUUGAUACAAACAGCACGGGAGUUGACACCAUGACGAUAAGCAGACAGCACAGCAGGAUGAGAGUGACAGAAGUGGAGGAGUUCCUGAGAAACCCUCCGGCCGGUUUCUCCGUGGAGGUCCUCCGCUCCGGUUACCGAGUCCACAGCGACCCGGAGAGGAGCCUGGUGCUCAUCGAUGACUUUGACUCCUGCAGAGGGAAAAUCAUUUUCCACAAGUCUCUGGGAAGGAAAGUUAAAAUGCACAAUUUAUGGGAGUACACCAGCAUGAGAAAGAGUCUUCUGUCCAAGAGAAUCUAUCUGCUGAUGUCUGCCUGCGAAGAAAACGUUUCAGUAACCGGCAAAAAGGCAGCCAACGGAGCCAAAGUGCUGAAGCAGUUUGUGGUGUCCAUAGACUGCAACGAUCCGUUCAUCAAGUGGCAGAUGGAGAGAGGCCUGGACCGGACCAUCUCCUCAGUUGCGGGGGAAAGCUACAGAGUGGAUAUUGACUUGACAGAAUCACUGGAGAGCUGGGCAGCAAAAAACAUCCACAUCAUAACGGACAAACCGAUAAAAGUCAAACCUGUGUGGAGAGAUGCCUCCUUCACACUCAAAUACUAUUCUGAUGCCCUCUUUGACUUCCCGCAUUGGUUUGGGUUCAGCAAAAGAAAAUUCAAUUUGAGACUGACAUGAGAGCAGCAGGGGAUGGAGAGCAAGAAAGAAAAUGGACUUCAUCCACUCAGUUUUUGAUGGAGUCUUGGUCUGCUUCCUCAAGAAAGUGUCUUGAUCAACAGAUGAAUGCUUGACCCUGCCAGGUGAAGGAUCAGCCUACCUCUUUGGAUUGCAGUAACUACCUUAUAACUGUUGUUGGGUCCAGAGACUUCUUCUGUCCAGUAGGUGGACACGACUGACGAGGACUGACAAAGAAAUUAUGAAUGCCAAUGCAUUUUUUUAAGGUGUUUUUGCUAGUAAAUUCUUGUAUUAGAGCUCGAAAGGGUCAAAUAUGUGCUACUGCAUUAAUAAAUGUUUGUAGACUUUU